GAACAACAUACCGUUGGUGCAAGUGGCACGUUCUUCGGAAAGCUAAAGAGAGUUUGGGAUAUCAUUAUACUAAGAAAAGUGACUUCAGAGCAGAAUUCCAUAGAUUGGUGAAUGACAUGCUGACAGUUGAAGAGUUUGAGAAUGGUUGGAUCGAUCUCAUGAAGAAAUACAGUUUGCAGACUAAUGCCUUCCUCAUUCAAAUAUAUGAGGUUAGGCGCAAGUGGGCAAAGUCGUUUUUUGCUGGGAAAUUUUGUGUCAAAAUGACUAGUACAUAGAGGAGUGAGAGCGCCAAUCACAUGCUGAAGAAUUAUGUACCUCCGGCAUGCCCAAUGAAUUUAUUUGUGAGGCAAUAUGCCAAACUACAGUUUGAUAGAGAACGGGAAGAAGGGUUCCAAGAGAAGAGGACAAAACUGGCUGGAGUUGUCCUUAAGGUCAACAUACCAAUUGAACGCCAUGCAAGUACAGUGUAUAACAGGGCCAUGUUUGAGUUAUUUGGCAAAAGCCUUUAUUACUCUGGUUCUUAUUGCAUCGAAGAAUUAGUACCAAGGAGGGAGUACCUGGAUACACAUGUAAAGUCUGAAUCGAGGGAGAAAUGGUACAAGAGCAGAUACAAGGUUGUUGUUUCAGAAUUCAAAGAUUUGUUCUCAUGUGAAUGUGGACUCUUCGAGCAUAUGGGGAUGAUUUGCUGCCAUGCAUUGAAGGUGAUGAUAGUUUUGGGAUUGAAUGAGAUACCAAGGAAACACAUAAUGAAAAGGUGGACCAUAGAUGCACGAGAUAUUUUGCCGGAACAUCUUAAGCAUUAUCAAAAAGAUGUAGGGCUGCCUUAUUCCACAACUUUCAGGCACAAUGCAAUGUACAUCUCCGCCCUUGAGUUGGUUAUGAUGGGCGAUAGCAAUGCUGAGGCUUUCGAGUUUGUAAUGAGCGGUCUAGCAGAACUGAAGGCCGGUGCACUACCCCUUAGUAAUCUAAAAGAUGGAAUGAGUCUAAUUGAGAAAAAGAAGUCUGCGAAAUCUUCAUCUAUAGGAAAAUCAGUUGGUGGGAAGGGGACUCAGAAACAAAAUGUGGAUGAUGAUGCUGGGUCUAGUGCUGGGAACCGUGAAUGGAAAAAAAAACAAGACAAAGAUGGUCAAAUGGGGUGAGGGGUGCUCGGUGGUUGGUAAUCUACAGUGCAGUGUGAGGACAGUAGCACCGCCGAUUCAAAUAUUGCAGUGACUUCUAGAUGCAUGGAUACAGAUAGCGAUGUGUCACUAUUACCGCCUAAGAAGAAACCGAGGAUGAAAGGACAUCCCACAACAGCGAGAGACAAGCCAAAUUAUGAAAUAACAGACAAGCGGUCGAGGUUUUGUACCAUCUGCCGUGGAAAAGGGCACAAAAGAACAACAUGCCCUCAAAGGGGCAACGAACCACAGAAGCCAAGGAAGAUACCAACAUGCACAAAUUGUGGCGUAGCCGGCCAUCGCAGGAACAAUUGUUCCAAAGUACUGUACUCUACAUUAGAAGGGGGUCCGUCUGUAGGAUGUGCUUGAAGAUGUUUUUGAAUUUUUACUUGAAUUUGUGAUGGAGCAAACUUAUGUAUUAAUUGUUGUACCCUAAACUAUAUUUGCUACAAUCUUGGAGAUGUGAUUGAAGUGCUUGAAGUCUCUUUAUUUGAAUUUGUGGUGAGGCUCGGUUCAGAGUUUUUGUUAUUAAUCAUGUGGAGAAAAUGUUAAAAUCAUGUGUUUGGGCAUUAUAAUCUGGUUGGUUUGAGGAUAAGUCACAAAGCAUUUGCAUAACUUACUACCUUUGACCGGAAAUCCGAGAUAGAUUAGAAGACAACAUUGGAGAAAUCUUCUUUCUGAAUUAAUAAUAAAUAUAUAUUCCAAACGUGAUCACUUAUUUUUGAAAAGAAUAAGAAGAGUUUUUUUGAAUUGAUUCAAUGGUUGAUAUAAAAAAAGUUAGUCUGGAGUAUGUGUUGGCAGUGGGAAAACAAUGUGCGCACACUGUCCGGUGGGUGGGAAGUGAGUAUUGAAUGGUUCCUUUUGAAUUUUGAAUCCACUGUGAGAGACGGUUGUACAUUGGUGAACAUAAAAGGAGAAGCAGAGUGGUGAGCAAAGUUCGGUACUCCACACCGGUAGUAAAGGAGUUCAUCACCUUAUUGAGCGAGAUAGAGAAGAUAGAAACCUUGAGAGAAAAGAUGGAGAUGCUGAUGGAUGCAAAGAAGAAACGUCCAAGGAGCUAUUUGGUUAGUUAAAUAUAUAUUCCAUUUGUAGAAGUAAGUUUUCCGUUAGUUAGUUAUUUGUAAUAAUAAUUGGAUUUUAGGCAGCUGUAAGUGCUGAAGGAGGGGCAGCGAAGGCUGUUAUCCAGAAUGGAGAUGCAUCCUGUGGAUCCGAAGUUGAGCAGGUAGCAAAUAUUAGUGAGUUAAUAAAUUGAAUGCAGUUUCAGAUAUGUGUGUUUUGACGGCCUCGCUGAUAAAAUACAGGUUGUGAAAUUGGGGAAGGUUGGUAGGAAGGAAGUUGCUAGAGGCAAAAAGAUAGUACUGGUGGUAAGUUCGAAAUUUUGUAACAUGCACUGCGCAUUCAUUUAUGAAAACAGAUUCUUAAUGAUGGAUUUUUUUUAAGGUUGGAUGCAACAAAGGGUGGGGUGAGGUUGGUAUUUGUGGUCAGGUUGUCAUUAAGAAACCUGAUUACGAGCCCUGCACAAAUGAAGACGAUGCAGUAUCUGGAAGUCCUACUGGAGGGAUGGUUGCUAUUGGUUCGUGUGAAAGCGAAGAUGAAGUUGACAACAUCUGGAGCGAGAAGAUUAAGACUAAAUGAAUGUUUUUACCCCCACACAAUGUGGUAGUAGGAGUUUGAUGUGUCUGUCCUUUAUUUCUGUGGACUAGUAUGUAUUAAUCUGGUAAUUUCAAUAUGAUGGUGCUGCUUUGCUUUUAAUUUUGUUACUGGUGGUAAUGGGCUGGUUGGUGGAUGGUGGUCGAUGGACAGCAGUAAAUUUUUUGGGCCUAUAUUAAUGUCGUAAUGCGGUUUGUUCUAAUAAGCAUGCAUUUUGCUUUUAAUUUUGUUACUGGUGGUAAUGGGCUGGUUGGUGGAUGGUAGUCGAUGGACAGCAGUAAAUUUUUUGGGCCUAUAUUAAUGUCGUAAUGCGGUUUGUUCUAAUAAGCAUGCAUUUAAGAGGGGGUGUAAAAGUGCUGGUAGCUUUUUUUACUGAGAAUGGUAAUGCGUGCAGGCAGGAUGAGCUUCACUACAGGUGGGCAAACACACGAGCUGUAGUUACAAGUGUAAAUGCGCCAAUGAACUUAUUGGCGUGCACCGGGGUGGAGACGUGUUGAUACAUACUGUGCGGUGGCUAAAACGAUAGCUGUAUCAGAGGUAAAGAUGCCUAAUAGUUAUUGUGAGUUGACAUGUACGAAUAGAAAACAUUUUACUUGGGGCAAAUGAGAUGUGUAGCAUGUGCACAUUAAUACAAAGGGUGGGACUAGUUGGUAGCUGAGAGGCAGUAACUACAUUUCCUUUCAUAUGCUUGGCUAUCCUCUACUUCCUAUCCGACGAGAGACGCAGUGAACCAGAGCAAGGGGAGGAGAAGAGGGAGUUGAUGCUAUCGAUGAAGAAGACGACUGGGAGGUAAUAUCCACUAAUCCUGGAGUCCCAUAGUCUGUGUGGUUGAGUUUCUAUUUGGAUUUGCUUUUAUACAUAGAUAUUUCUUGGGAAGAUGCAUACUUGGAUAGUGCUUGGUUUGUCUGGUAUAGACCUAGUGUUUCUUAAGGAUCAUGAACUUGUUUUUCUUCUUGAUGGUUUUUAAAAUAUUUUGGUUCGUGGAUCUACUGGUGGGUUCGGUCUAGGUGCUGCAACUUGAAUGUGCUAGUGUUCUUGAGUACAAAGUUCCUGGGUGUAUAUGCACGUGGGGUGCAGGUAGGUCCAGAUCUGUUGUUCUUGUCACAGUUGUUAGGGUUGGGAGGGAGGCAUUGCAUUAAUAACGGGAAAUUGCUUUUUUUGGUUUGUACUGUAUUCCCCUAGAGGGGGUUGAUGAUUUGAUGGCAGCAGAACAGUAACUGAAAAUGGUUUGUACUGUACUGAGCAUGAACUUUAUUGCAGAUGCCACCAGUGAGGGGCAAUUGUGGCCAGAAAAAGCAGACACAUAUGUUGCUCUUUGAAUGGAAAAUAGGAUGUUCUAGCAGAGAUGUUGAUGUCAGUUCUCCUCCAACAAUGUAUGAAGAUCUGGGGGUGCUCCCGAACUGGACAGUUCAGACCUGCUACUCUCCUAAAGAUUUGAAAGUUGCUAUGCAUGGUUGGGGGAGGAUAAGAAGGUAGCAGUCAGGUCUAUAGGGCUCAGCGGUGUGCUUGACAUCGAUAUGUUCGCAAACAAACAUAAGGAGCAGUCCAUGCAGCUGUUGAUGAGUGUCAUCCCUAAGAAAUCAGUUUUAUCGUUGGACACAACUGGAAGGUACAUUGAACGAAGAUGUCUGCUGUAGAGUACUUGGGACCAGGAAUGGUGGUUCAAAUGAAAUAGAAGUUUGCUCGUGACCAACUGAGAUAGAUGAUAUAAAGUCAGUUAGGAGGCUUCUGAAACUACAAGAAUCAUUUGUGCCAAUAAAGUUUGAUGAACUUGGCAAAAUCUUGGUUAAGGAGCAUGCAUCAGGAAUGGAUGCAGAUGAAACAAUAAGGUUCCAAAGGGCAUUUGCAAUGCUGUACGUUUCGUCAUUUGUAGGUCCGAGGGAUCACCCAAAACAAGCUACUCAUUCGGCUUGUCAGAUGGUUCUGGAGCAUGCUGAUUUAAUAGAUUUAAACUGGGGCAAGUACACUCUGGAAGAAAUUUUAGUGGGUGCCACAAAAAACAGAGGCAGACUAAAUUUGAAAACAGCUUGGGUAUAUGGAUGCCCGUUAGUGUUAAUGGUUGUUUUCUUUGAUUCGAUUGAAAUAGGAUUCAUAAAGCUGGAUCAAAAAGUUGAGCCGCGUAUCAAAUACUACAAUGCUAGCUUGCUGGAAGCACUUGUGCAUUAUAAUUGUUCCAAGGUUGAUGGUGUAACGACAUAUGGAGUGCUUAAGCCAAAGAUAAAAGAUCGUGACUUCGAUGAUGAUGAAGGGGAGGAUAGCAUUAAGGCAUUGACAAGAAAGGCGAUCCCAUGGUUCACUUCACAUGUUGAAAGGAUGGCGGUGGAGGGGACUGGUUGUAGCAUGGAUUUACACGCUAUGCUCGAAGCAGCAUCAGGGGCUCAAUCAAGAGAUAUUGACCUAAUUAAGGAAAGAUACUUGCUGAAUGAGAAGACAACAGUGGUUGAAGAUAUCAGAAAGCUAUUUGACUACAUCAUGUCGAUCAGGAAUGAAACGAAGAGCAACAACAUUAGAUAUCUGCUAGCAUGUGGAAAAAAUUCAAUUCAAGACUUGAAGAAAGAAAAGAUGAAUAUAACGAGAGAGAUUUGUUCAUCGAAAAAUACAAGUGUGACAGAGUGUGCCACUUCAGUGAAGGAUACAAGAAUGGAGGGGAAAGCGAUUGAUGGCACCGAGAUUGUUGGAGCUUACAUACCAGAUCUUAACAUCCCAACGUACGAAGAAGGAGAAUUUGUAGGCCAUAAUAAUGACUAGGCAAUGAUGACAAAAAAAGGCUAGCAUCAGAUAUGACUGGAGGGGAGGAGAUUGUUUUCCAGCCUACAAAA
Messenger RNA from Triticum urartu, 5626 nucleotides. Lineage: Eukaryota; Viridiplantae; Streptophyta; Magnoliopsida; Poales; Poaceae. The record is from RefSeq and is a predicted model, not a curated record.